ACAUCUACCAUCCAUAAUGAGCAGCAAAUAAAAAACCACUGUUAACAAUAGCCUUUACAGUACAAGUAUCCGUUAUAAUUUCCAGUUGGUUUUUCGCAAUUAGUUUCUUCACCAAAAUGUUAAAAACGUUUAUAUACACAGACUCCGACACAGAUAACACAUCAAGUAGAGAAAAUAUAAAAAAAGCAAAGAAACCUUCCAUAUUGAAGCCGUACACCACAGUGCCGCUUCGAAAGAAGAAAUGCAAACUACAUAGUAAAAAACUGGAGCUUGAUGAUUCUGACUAUAAAGAAUACCGCUGUAGAAGCAUCAGCGAUACCAGCUGUUCCAGGAAGAUUCGUGGCAUCUUGAAGAAAUCACCAUGUUACAAAAGCAAGAAUGAAACGGACUGGGGGAGGACGAGGGAAAGGGGUCCUAUUAGCUUCUAUUCAUCUGAUGAUGAAGACGACUACGCUCCAGAGAAAAAGGCAAGGUGUCUGGUAGGCCAGGUGCCCAGGCCGGCUGGUUCCAAGCCUGGUCGCGGCGGUGGUGUGGCCCUAAUCAUUCGGAAAGCUGUUAAAGAACCUGCACGACGAACGCUUCGAGUGAAAACAAGCUCGGUGAGCAUGGCUUCUAAGAAGAAUUACAGAAGGAAACUUUCAAGAAAACGAUCAUAUUAAUAAAACAAAAAUACAAUACGAAAACUUGCCACACAAAACCAUAGGGAAGUUGUACAAUAUUAAAUAUUGUUUCUCUUUAUUUAUGUUGUUGAUGAAAUGAUGAUAUUCGUAAAGGAAUUCCAAACGAUUGAAAUAACUAACUAGCUUUAGAUAUGCAAUUUCGGAAAUUUUCACAAAAAUUUGGUUAAAAAUUAUUUAUUUGGGAUUUAGUGCAAGAAAUGCCUAAGGGUGCCUUUAAAUUAGAUGCUUAUAUAAGCGCGGCACUACUGCGGCGCUGCAGCAGCGCGGCGUCACUACCAGACAUGGGCAGUGGGUUAAAACCCGGGUUUCAAAAUCGUGGGCAGUAACGGCAAAUACGAAAGAAGGAUGGCGAAAGCUGCCCCGAAGAGCCGUUCAUGGACUUUGUUAGUACAAUUUUGCGUUUUAGUUUAUGCCUAGUUAUGAAUAUAUUUUUGUAUAUUUUUAGAAGUUGGGAAUAAGAAAAAUGUAAAACAUUGUAUUUUAACAUAGAUGCAAGAACACAACGCAAUUGAUUUAGUUCAACCAUAGAUUAGAAACGUUCUUGUACGUACGUUUCACUUUAAGCAUGAUCGAAUGUUUAGUUAUUGGUUAUUUUAUAGUACACACAUAAAACAUUAAAGCUAUAAAAUACCCAAUGAAAUAAUCAAUAAACAGUAAUGACAUAAA
Messenger RNA from Hyposmocoma kahamanoa, 1346 nucleotides. RefSeq lists its product as uncharacterized. NCBI's taxonomy places the organism in Eukaryota, Metazoa, Arthropoda, Insecta, Lepidoptera, Cosmopterigidae. Bases 117 to 659 code for a protein of 180 amino acids. The record is from RefSeq and is a predicted model, not a curated record. The transcript has 4 exons.